GGCUGUAAUCGGAUCUGUCAACCUUACUCCAUAUUUACUUUCUCAAAAAAUAUUUAACAUAUUUAGCGUUUUCUGGUCGAUUUCCGCGCGGAAAACCGCCGAGAUCGUGUGGAAAUGUCCGAUUUUAUCGAAUUGGAGGCUGAGGAAAGUAGCGAGGAGGAAUUAGAGACUAAUGAUCGAAAGAAGUUAAAAAAAAUUAAAAAAGUGCAAGAUAGUAGUGAAGAGGAUGAUGAUGAUGAUGAUGACCGCAUGCAUGAAGAGAUUAAUGAUUUGAUUGAUGAUACACCGAUUCAGGAGAGUGAUGGGGAUUCUGAUACUUCGGCGGGGCCUAAACGAAAAAAAUCUGAUGAUGAAGAGUAUGAUGAUCAAUUAGAGGAUGAAGAUUAUGAUCUUAUUGAGGAAAAUUUAGGGGUUAAAGUUGAAAGAAGGAAAUUUAAACGAUUAAGAAAAAUAAAUGAUGAAGAAAGUGAUAAUGAAGAAGGAGCUGAUAACACUCAAGAUCGUGAGGCAAUUGCAGGGGAAUUAUUCUCAGAUGAUGACAGGGAUGAUGGUCAUGAUGAUGAAAGAAGAUCAGAACGAAGUCACCGACAUGUCACUGAACCUGAACACUUCCCUGAAGAAGAAGAAGAAGGGGAAUACUCUGAUGGGGAUGAUUUUAUCGUUGAUGACGAUGGCAGACCAAUUGCUGAUAAGAAAAAACGGAGAAAACCUAUUUUUACAGACGCUGCUUUACAAGAAGCGCAAGAAACGUUUGGUGUCGAUUUUGAUUAUGAUGAUUUUGCUAAAUAUGAAGAUGAGUAUGAGGAUGAUGAAGAUGAAGAGGAUGAUGAUUAUGAUUACGACGACGAUGGGGAGAGAAGACGCCCCAUGAAAAAAACGCAACGGAAAAAGGCAACGAAAAAAUCGAUUUUUGAAGUGUACGAACCUAGCGAGUUGAAACGCGGGUUUUUUACCGAUUUGGAUAACGAAAUUCGCAAUACGGACGCUCCUGAAAGGAUGCAAUUGAGGGAAGUUCCCAUUACUGUUGUUCCUGAAGAUUCGACUGAGUUGGAUGAUGAAGCUGAGUGGAUUUAUAAACAGGCUUUCUGUAAACCAUCAAUUUCAACACAAGACGCACAUUUAAGCGCGGAAGCUCGCGAGAGACAACGCAAAGGCCCUCAAACGAUUGGAAAAAUUAGAAAAGCUCUCGAUUUUAUGCGAAAUCAACAACUAGAGGUGCCAUUUAUCGCGUUUUAUCGUAAAGAAUACGUACAACCGGAAUUAAACAUAAACGAUUUAUGGAAAAUUUACAAAUACGAUGCGAAAUGGUGCCAAUUAAAAUCGCGCAAAGAAAACUUAUUAAAAUUAUUCGAAAAAAUGCGUUCGUAUCAAAUCGAUCAGUUAACGAAAGACCCGGAUGCGCCGAUUCCUGAGUCGGUUCGCGUCAUGAAAGAAAGCGACAUCGAGAGGUUGAAGAAUGUCCAAACCGCCGAAGAAUUACAAGACGUUCAUAAUCAUUUCGUGUUGUAUUACGCGGCGGAUUUGCCGGCGAUGCACGCCGCGUGGCGGGAAAAAGAACGAGAGAGAAAACGGGCUGAGAAAAAGGCGGCGAAGAUGCAAAGAUUGGCCGAUAAUGAAGAUGGGGUUGAUUUGGGGGAUGAAGCCGAUGAGGAAGACGAUGAACCCGAACCGGAAACGUUGAAGUACGCCAAUAGAUCCGGAUCGUACGCUUUAUGCGUUAAAGCGAAAAUUGGAGCUUUAGCCAAGCGAUUUGGGUUAACCCCCGAACAUUUUGCUGAAAAUUUAAGAGAUAAUUAUCAAAGGCAUGAAGUUGAGCAGGAAGGAAUUGAACCAUCUGAAGUAGCUAAAGAAUUUUUAUCACCUAAAUUUGUAACAGUAGAAGAAGUAUUACAAGCAGCAAAAUACAUGGUAGCUUUACAAAUAGCGCGAGAACCUUUAGUUAGAAAAUGCGUAAGAGAAGUGUUUUUUGAGCGCGCAAAAAUUUCAAUUCACCCCACAAAGAAAGGUAUAAAAGAAAUUGAUGAAACCCAUAAUUGUUACACGUUAAAAUACGUUAAAGAUAAGCCAGUUCGUGAUUUAACCAACGAACAAUUCCUUAAAUUAUCCUUAGCAGAAGAAGAACAACUCAUAAAAAUCACGAUAAAUGAAUCAAUCGAAGGUAGCACAUCAAAUUCGUACAUCGACGAAGUAAAGCAAUUAUACAUUAAAGACGAAUUUAGCAAAAAUGUCCAAGAUUGGAACGCAUUGCGAGUCGAAUGCGUCGAAAGGGCUUUAACGCGAUGCAUUUUCCCCGACUUAAAAAUGGAGUUAAAAAGAAAUUUGUUAAACGAAGCGAAAGAGGCGGUUCUAAAAGCGUGUUGUCGAAAAUUAUACAACUGGAUUAAAUUCGCUCCGUAUAAAACCGAAUUUCCUGAAGAAGAAGACGACGAUUGGGAUACUUCGAAGGGUGUUAAAGUGAUGGGGGUUGCCUACGUACCUGAUUACACCCAAUCAGCUUUUACUUGCAUCGCGAGUCCCGAUGGUGACAUCACCGAUUAUUUGCGUCUCCCACAUUUAUUGAAACGUAAAAAUAGCUAUCGAGAUGAUGAGAAGUUAUUAAAAGAAUCCGAUUUAGCGGCGUUAAGAAAUUUUAUAGCAACGAAAAAACCCCACGUAAUCGCCAUCGGGGGGGAAUCCCGCGAAGCUUUGAUGUUAGUGGAAGAUUUCAAAGGGAUAAUAGCCGAUUUAGUCGAAUCGGAACAAUUUCCAAACAUUUCGGUGGAAAUCGUCGACAACGAAUUAGCCAAAGUUUAUUCAAACUCGCAUAAAGGAACCGCCGAUUUUCGCGAAUACCCCGAAUUAUUACGCCAAGCGAUCUCAAUCGCACGGAAAAUGCAAGAUCCUUUAAUAGAGUAUUCGCAAUUAUGUAACACCGAUAACGAAAUUUUAAGUUUGAGAUAUCACAGUUUGCAAGAACAACUUCAAAAGGAGGAAUUAUUAGAGAAUUUGUAUUUGGAGUUUGUUAAUCGGACGAAUGAAGUUGGUGUUGAUAUUAAUUUGGCGGUUCAACAGGCGCAUAAAAGUCAUUUGGUGCAGUUUAUUUGCGGAUUGGGGCCGAGGAAGGGGCAAGCUUUGUUGAGGGUUUUGAAACAGACUAAUCAGCGAUUAGAAAAUCGUACUCAAUUGGUUACUGCGUGUCAUAUGGGGCCGAAAGUAUUUAUUAAUUGUUCUGGAUUUGUUAAAAUUGAUACUAAUAGUCUUGGAGAUAGCACGGAAGCUUAUGUAGAAAUCUUAGAUGGUUCUCGUGUCCAUCCCGAGACUUACGAAUGGGCUAGAAAAAUGGCAGUUGACGCUUUAGAAUACGACGACGAUGAAGGAGCGAACCCGGCGGGGGCUUUAGAAGAAAUUUUAGAAACCCCGGAACGUCUCCGCGAUUUAGAUCUCGACGCAUUCGCCGAGGAACUUGAACGGCAAGGUUUCGGCAACAAAAGCAUCACUUUAUACGACAUCCGAGCCGAGUUAAAUUCGCGCUACCGCGAUUUACGCCAACCUUACGCAGCACCCGGCCCCGAAGAAUUAUUUGACAUGCUUACUAAAGAGAACCCAGAAACUUUUUACGUGGGCAAAAUGAUUACAGCGAUGGUUUCGGGAAUAACGCGAAGAAAACCUCAAGGGGAACAAUUAGAUCAAGCGAAUCCGGUGAGAAACGACGAAACGGGGUUAUGGCAGUGCCCGUUUUGUUUAAAAAACGAUUUUCCCGAGUUAUCAGACGUUUGGAAUCAUUUUGAUGCGGGUGCUUGUUGCGGACAAGCAACCGGGGUUAAAUUAAAAUUAGAUAAUGGAUUAUCCGGUUACAUCCAUAUCAAAAAUUUGAGUGAUAAGCACGUUUCUAACCCGGAAGAACGCGUUGAAAUCGGGCAAUUAAUUCAUUGUCGGAUGACCAAAAUCGACGUUGAUCGAUUCUCUGUCGAUUGCACAUCGAAAUCGAGCGAUUUAGCCGACAAAAAUAACGAGUGGAGACCCAAAAAAGAUCCUUAUUACGACCACGAUUCCGAAGAAAAAGAAAUGAGACACGAAAGAGAACAAAAACAAAACAAACAAAGACAAACCUACAUCAAACGAGUCAUUGUACACCCUUCAUUUCAAAAUAUUUCUUACGUUGAAGCCGAAAAGAUGAUGUCUGCGAUGGAACAAGGCGAAAUUAUAAUUAGACCAUCGAGUAAAGGGGCGAAUCAUUUAACGAUAACGUGGAAAGUCGCCGAAAAGAUUUAUCAACACAUUGACGUCCGCGAAGAAGGUAAAGAAAACGCGUUUUCUUUGGGGAAAUCUUUAUGGAUUAACGGCGAAGAAUUCGAGGAUUUAGAUGAAAUAAUCGCGCGUUAUGUGACUCCAAUGGCGGGACAUGCUCGCGAUUUGCUUUAUUUUAAAUAUUAUAAAGACAUGGAGGGGGGGUUAAAAGAUAAAGCCUCCGAGUUUUUAAUCGACGAGAAAAAAAAGCAACCCAAUAAGAUUCAUUACGUUAUUAGCGCGUCGAAAAAUUAUCCCGGAAAAUUCCUUUUAUCGUAUCUCCCAAGGAAUAAAGUUCGGCACGAAUUCGUUACUGUAACUCCCGAUGGAUUUAGAUUUAGGGGGCAAAUGUUUGAUUCGGUGGGUUCGUUGUUUAAGUGGUUUAAGGAACAUUUUCGGGACCCCAUUCCUGGAACGCCCGGGACUCCGAGGAUACAAAAAAGUUAUCAACCUGGUGGGGGUGCCACGCCAAGUUUCAAUACUGUGAAUUCGGAGGCAAUUCAAAGAGUCGCUCAAAACCUCCCUUCGCAAUUAAUGCAAACUUUAUCAGCUGUGGCGAAUCAAACUCCGCAUUAUCCCCACACCCCGACUGCUUUUGGUGCUAACACUUAUAUAAAUACGCCAUACACCCCAAGUGGACAAACCCCAUUUAUGACACCCUAUCAAACACCUCACACUCAACAAACUCCACGAUAUGGCCAACAAACUCCAGGGCAACAAAUCCCCAACACCGCCCCACACAUGAAUGGCCCCUUUUUGCAUCCAAGCGCUGUAACCCCAUCGCAACGAACCCCAUCGUAUCGAAGCGUAACUCAAUCACCCGUUAUGCAACCAAGUCCCCAUGCUAGGUAUAACACAUCAAGUAGUGGAGGAGGAGGAAGUGAACAUCAUCGACAAUAUGAAGGUUCAAAAAAUUAUCAUCAUCACGCAAUUGAAUCACCUCGAAAUUAUCAUCACCAAGAUCAUCGCGGAGGAAGUGGGAGUUACAAUUCGGAACGUUCGGGGAGAUACUCAAAUAGUCAGGAGUCGAUGGAUUGGCAAAAAGCGGCGGAAGCUUGGGCUCGAUCGAAACGGGAUGGGGCAACUCCCCGCAGUGAAAGUGGGGGGAAAAAUACCCCACGAUCGGUGGGGACGCGUACGCCUCGUUUUGAAGAGAUGCGCGGAAAAGGGAAAAGUCCCAGAUCGAUGCGGUCGACGCCAAGGACGAAUACGUCCCCACAUUCCAUGUCUUUGGGCGAUGCUACCCCGCUUUAUGACGAAAAUAUUUAAAGAAUUCUUUAAAAAAGACGAUUUUUAUCUUUUUUACUACAGCUGGUAUGAUAAUUAUUAUUGAAAUUGGUUAGGUUUUAUGAUUGUAGGAAAAGUUAUUAGGUUAUGUUGUUCUAAAUUUAGAACUUUCUUAUAAGAUAUGCAAAGAUGUUAUGAUUUGAUAAACCAUUUUCUUUUGUAGUUUGUUAACCGGAAGUUAUUCGAUGUAUAUAAUUUGUUCUUUUUUUUUUAAUUGUAUUAUUGAAGAAUAAAGAUAAUUUUUUUUUUUUUCAUUG
This is a messenger RNA of Onthophagus taurus, 5810 nucleotides long. RefSeq names its product transcription elongation factor Spt6 (gene Spt6). Lineage: Eukaryota; Metazoa; Arthropoda; Insecta; Coleoptera; Scarabaeidae. Gene Ontology annotation, molecular function: DNA binding; nucleosome binding; histone binding. Gene Ontology annotation, cellular component: transcription elongation factor complex. Gene Ontology annotation, biological process: transcription elongation-coupled chromatin remodeling; nucleosome organization; transcription elongation by RNA polymerase II. The record is from RefSeq and is a predicted model, not a curated record.